UGCAGAUUUCACCUCCCCUCACGGUGCCGGGGUGCCCGUCCUGCGCCGACACCGUCUUACUCCUCCCGAACGUAGCAAAGCUUUGGCUAAUCACAAAUACAUAAGCAUUUUUCUCCCAUCCGUUCUCAUCAGCCUGUACUCCAAGAAGAAGAGGGGGGAAAAAAAAAAGUGCGGGGCUGUACAUGAGCGUGUCUUUGUGCCACUGUUCGUUCAGCGGGCUGACAGAGGCGGCAUUGUUCGCGGGCUGUGGCCGGCUUGGCAGCCAGAGAAGGUGGGGAUCUGCGCCGCGCAUACCGAAUCGGCAAGCGGCCGAGGACAGGGGUCGAGAAACUCCUAGAGCUGUGUUAACAACAAGAGGGAGUUUCAUAGCACCUCGCUAAUAGUUUCUGCUGGUGUCUUCCGCACAAUGCAAACGGGGUCCAGCACAAGGAGUCCUUGUUAAUCGAAGCACAGAAGCUUUUGCUUCCUCACUGAGAGAGCCUGUAUGAAGACCUGCGUGGACGGUGUUGUAAGAAACAGAAGGUGCACGCAGCACAGAUGCCAGCCUUCUGCAAGGAAUAACCUCUUCAGCCCCAAGUGACGCCAGCUCCUCCUAGUACCAUGGGGCCAGAGGGUGGUUUCUUAGGCAGUGGACUCCAGGUCCAUGUCAUCCUGUGGGGAAGUUUGGCAGCCAUGACAACACUCUUGUUCCUCACCUUCCUCAUCUUCCUCUGCUCCAGCUGCAACAGGGAAAAGAAGGCCAAACAUCAGAAUGGAGAUCAUGAAAACCUGAUGAAUGUGCCUUCCGACAAGGAAGUGUUCAGCCACUCGAUCACAAGUUCGGCUACAGAGCCCCCUCCAAGCAGCGACCAGAACGGGGCACUCAGCAAUGGCGAGGUACUCUCAGAGGACAGUACAACUGCCUGUAUUCAGCCCUAUGAAGAAGUACAGACAUCUGUCUCUGAUCUGCUAGAUCAACAGGAUAGUCUUGGAAAGCCUGUAAAAUGUCACCAGAGCCGGGAACUACCCAGUAUUCCCCCUAACACCACCAUGGAAACCAUCAUCUCAGCUAGAAAUGCAGAAAAUGAUCAAGGUCUUGGAAUGGAAGGGCCUUACGAAGUCUUGAAAGACAGCUCCUCUCAGGAGAACAUAGUUGAAGACAGCUUGUAUGAAACUGUGAAGGAAAUUAAAGAUGUUGGAGCAGUAGCCAGCAUGGAAGAGAGCUGUAACAGCAAAUCAAAGGCUUCACUGACCGUUUCUGAAGGUCAGAAUCAGAUUCCUGAGUGCAGAAUUGAAUCAGCAGAAUAUGCAUCUGUUGACCGAAAUAAAAAAAGUCGCCAGAGUGCUAAUUCAGAAAGCCCUCUUGACAACACACCAGAUGUAGAGGAUGAGCUUCCCCCUCCAGUACCCAUGAAGCUUCUUGAUGAAAAUGAGAAUGUGCAAGAAAAAGAAGUGGAAGAAGUGACAGAAGGAGCAAGUAAACCAGAGAAGAGGCUUAGUUCAAUGUCUUACAAGUCUCGGGAGGAAGAUCCAUCUCUUACAGAAGAUGAGAUCUCAGCCAUGUACUCAUCGGUGAGUAAGCCGGGACAGCCCAUCAAGGCACUGGAUUCUCCUUACACCUGUAUUCAAGAAAUUGCAUCUCAGAGGUCCCCAUCUAUUUGCAGUGGCCUCUAUGCAAGUGUGAAGGACUUUGAAAACACCCUAAAUACUACCACUGUGCCUCAGUCAGCGGACAGACCAAACGGGGAGCUGGAGCCUGACUAUGAAGCUAUCCAGUCAGUGAGCCAAGAAGAAGACAGGACCUUGUCUGUGCCUAACACAAACCACACUGCUCUUUCAGGAGAGAAUGACUAUGAGAGCAUAGGGGACUUGCAGCACCACAGAGAUCUCACCAGACUUUAACUACUCCGGCAGGCAGAUUUCUCUGCUGGUAUUUUCAAAGGAACAUGUGAAACACAGAGAGGGGAGUGCUUCUCCUUUUGAGGAACGAAGCUAAGUAGAGAACAAAAGUUGUGAAGAAGCGGCAUACGUUUCAGCCAGGGUGUGAUACCUGCUAGGUUAUUCUGGGUGGUGGAUGGAGGCUCAUGGGAGAGGGUAUGUCAGGUCAGAAUGAUGACCAGGACAAUGUAAAGACUUCUUUAUUGUUAGCUCCAAGACGACCAGAAUUUGGGAAGGAGUGCUAUGCUUGUUGUCCCGAUAGGAUUACAUACCAAAAAGACUGCCUUUACACAAAGCUAGCUUUUCAUUUUAAGAGAUUAUUUUAUGUCAUUUGCUUCAAAGUGUUUUUCAAGCAUCAUUUUUCAUUCAAGUUCGGGUAUCCACAACAUUGAGCAAAUCACAGAUCAUUGUACCUCAACUCAGACUUACUUUGCAGGGCUGGGGAAGGCAUGCUCACUUCUGUGUCUUUUGGGGAGUUCUGUCCACAUUCAUUGCAACUAAAGUGCAAACAACAGCACUUCACAAGGGACCUACUGAAAUGUACUUGAAUUAAUUCUGUCAGCUUUUUUCUUUAAUGUCAAGGGCUGUAGAAUGUGACUUGUAAUAUUUGAGAUGUGUACUGGUAUUUGUAGGUUUUUUGUUUGAUUAUUUGUGAAAUACGCUUUAACAUGGCAAGUGACACCCUUAGCGUUCUUGCUCUGUUCCCCUCACAUGCACACAUAUACCUACACAUACACACACCAGACAAUUGUCAUGUUGCAAAAAGUUGUGCAAAUGAAUGCAUUGGCAUAAUGUUUAGCCUAACCUUAAUAGUGUUGAGUCAUUUUUUGAAGAACUUUGCCCUUUUUUAAGACUUAAAAUAUUGUAAUAUGUUUGUCUAGUUUAUUGUAUAGGAAAAUUUAUGUACUGUGUUGAGUGGAUAAUAUUUUUUAUUUUUACAACAUAUUUUUCAUCUUCAAAGUUUUUGUAGAUUAACUUAGUGUUUUAUAUAACAGGAGGAAUCCCAUUCUUUGGGCUUUAUUUGGUUUUCUUUUACAUUUUUUUCCUAUUUCAGAAGUAUGUAAAUGAACAAUUGCUUUUUUCUUUUUUGUCUUCUUGAGCAGGGGUGUUGAACAUACCUCGCUGUUUUUAAGCUCAAAAUAAUGGAGUCUAUAUAAAAGAACACUGCCAAAGGGCAAAAAAGAGGCAGAAAAGACAGUGGCAUUUAGUCUGUGAUAGCCACUGGUCCUCCUUGUUCCUCGGCUGAAAGGAGCAGGAGGGCAACCAAGAACUUCUUGGGGCUCUGACAAGUAGUUUGAAUGCCACUGGCUUUUCAAAGAUACCAAGUUAUUCUCCUACAAUUAAAAACAAAGUACAGUGCUUGGAUGAAAUAAGUAGGUACUGGGUUGAUGCUUUUGUUUUCUACAAGAAUAGUACAAUGAAUAGUACAAUAGUGCAAGAAUAGUGCAAUAGUAGAGAACUGACAUUGUGAUACGCAUCUGUACACAGUUACGUGUAUGCAUGUGCAUACAGCCCCCUGUAUAUAAGCAUACACAUGUAAUUUGGACACAAGUAUAAAUUAUAGUCCAAGCUUGCUAACAUUCAAAUACAUUAAGAUACAAAAUAUCUAGCAUGUGCUUGAAGAAUAGUUUAUUUUUAAUUCAAAAUAAACAGCACAUAAACUGAGGUUGGCUUAUUCCAUAGUAGCCAAAACAGGUUUAGUUUCAGCUCAGUUGGAACUGGGUUUUGAUAUACCAGAUGAAGUCCUUCUCAGAUCACUGGCCAGCACUCAAUAUUACUUGGUACUAUAAAAAGCAAACACAGAUCUGGUUACACACAUUUAUUAGAAAUAACUUCAUAGGUGAAAGAAGUAUACCGAUUUUGGGGCUUUGCCUGUAAGUAGUACAGCUCUGAGGAGCAGUGCAAGUGCUCAGUCAAACUCUACCUGCAGGGUGAUUCAAAUUUCAUGGAUCCUGACCUAAUGCGACAGUGCAGCACACUUGAUCUAUGACUCUCUUCCUUUGAGGAGAAGCAGUUCAGACCAGUCUGCAUCCAUCUUGGUCUUGACCAUGCUGCCAUGCUUCCACAGCUGCACCAAACCCUUUGCUUCCACUUCAUUGCAGCGCUUUUUAAAGCUGACUUCUGUCUUCCUUUCUGGAGUUUUUCCCUCAAAAAAAGUUUCUAUUUCUGUUCCCUUGAAUGUGAAUUCAUGAAGUUCACCUUUGACUGUUCUCUCCUUCUACUUCACACUGUUUAAGGCCAAAGAUAAGAUGCACCGUGUUUCAGAAGAUCUGUUCUGCUAAGUCUGGAGAAUUUCUGAAGUCUUUAACUAUGUGUUUGCUGUCUGUUCCUUGCUCAGGGGUACAGGUUUAUAUAUGUAGUCCUCACCCUGACUCCUGCAACUUAGUGGCAGGCAUACCUCAACUCCUGAAAUUCCCAAAUACAUCUCAAGAUGUAGUUAUCCCUUAAGGAUUGUCUUACUCGUUACAUGGAUGACUGCUUGUGGAGAAACAGUAGCAACAUGAGGUUUGUCAGGUUCACCAGAUUCAAUUUCAAGACCAAUUUAAAGGUAUGAGAUAAUGCCAGUUAACAAUAGCAAAGAAUAACACUGAACUCUUGAUUGUAAAAUUUUAAGGUGCAAAAGAAGAAAUCAAACAUCACUCUGGAAGUGCCCCCAUCAAGAUCAGCAAGUCAAAGGAAGGAGGGCUUCCUGGUCACUCUUUGCAGUCUUCCAGAGCAGGAUUAAGAGUGUUGGUUUGGAGGAAGGGAUGUGUGACUUGGCUCCUUCCUUCCUUUCUUUCCCCUGUUCUGACAGCUGCUCCUUGAGACACCCAGACUUCCCUUUUCCACAGUGAAAUCCCUCCCCCUCUCUUUUUCUUUUUUUUUUACUAUUUUUAACCUGCCUCAUACAGCCUUGCACUGGGAGCUGGUACUAUGUCUGCAGUCCUGUGGUUCUGGCACAUCCCUUCCCGUUUAAAUGAUUCUCAGGGUGGUCACAACCUUUUCAUCGUCCACCAGACCCUCAGCGUGGUGGGGAAGGAGCUCAGAUUUUGGAUUGCUGCUUGCGGGAUGUGUACUUGCCCUCAGCCGUUGAGACCCCUGCACAUUGGACUCUUGAGAGCUGCAAAAACAAAUUACCUUCCUGAACAAGGACGCACAGGGGAGUCUGUAACUCCCCUACAAUUUCCAUUAUAUAGUCUAAUGCUAAGGCAAAAUAUUUUAGAAUUCAGUCCAAGGUUCUUAAGUGAAUAAUUACAUCUCUUGACGAAGAAUCAAGCUUCUGUUUUAGUUCCCUCUUCCCAGAAGUAAGAUCUGUUCUUUUACAGCUGUUGCCAAUGCUUUCUUUUCACUAAUACAUUGGAUGGAAAGAUUUUUCCAACAGUAAUCUCCAAAUAGAUUAAUCUGACUGUAAAGAAGAGGGAGUCUCUUCUGCUUGUCUCUUCAUUGCUAUUUUUUUCCCCUCUCACCAUAUCCCUAAAAAAAAAAUCAACAUCCAAAAUGAAUUAUUUGUUACCUGGCAGUCUUUUCUGGAGAAGCUUCACAGUUUAUUUCUUUGCCUCUGUUUUUUGGCAGAACUAUAUAAUAAGAUCUCACAUCACAUUGCUACAGUAAGGCCAAGACAAGCUGUAAUGUGUGUAUAACUGCACUAGUGAAAAGGUCUUUUCUGAUUUCCUUGUGGGAACUGGUAGAAAUAGGAAAUGGAGUUUGGAUGUCUCUUCCAUGAAUAUGUGUCUCCUGUGGGAGUUGUUCUCACCACAUACCUAAACCAGUUCUCACCACAUAUCUAAAUGAGUGCUAACCCCAUACAAAAACCAGUCAUCCCUUUCUACCAUGAUGAGCGCAGAAUUGCUUUCUCAGUCACAGAGAGAAAUAGAUUCUUUACAGAUAUCUGUAGCGCAGGCGUGUACCUAAUUACCAUGGUUAGAUCAGUUAUAGUGCCUUUUUUACUAAAAGUAGCUAGUACUUCCAUACUCUUUUUCAUACUGUGUUUGUUUUAUUCAAAAGUACAAAGGGACAACCCCAACAUUUACUUUUCUAAGUUGGAAACAGCUUUAUAGAGACACAUUCAAUGUAUUGGACCUUAAUUAGCCCAACAAUAGCAAUAGUCUCUCACAAACAUCUCCAAAAAGCCCAGUAAUGUAGCUACGAUGACUAAGCUUUGCAAUAAGAAUUAUCAGUCUUCUUUUGAAGAACCUAAGUUUUUUAACAGUGAGCAUUCAGGGAGGUAGGUGGUGGUCUUUGUCCACGUCAACUGUGAACAAUUUAGUUGCUUCAGUCUUUCUAUUAAUAUCAAUUGCAAGCUUGCUUACAUGUAGCAGGAUUCAUGGGGUAAGGAAUGAGUAGGUGUGGGGAUUCAUAUUCAUGAGUCACCCAGAGCUGGACCAUCCCUGCAGUAGCAACUGGCUGAGGACUAGCUACCUUGUUCUCUAAGCCCUUGUCUAUCGUGCCUUCAGGGAAUCCAUCCUGCAGGGAUUCUUCUGGGCUGCGUGCUUCUCCAUGACUCCCUGAUCAGCUCCUGUCCACUGUCUUGAUCACAAUUCUGUAUACGCGGUGCUCUCUGUUCAACCUUUCAAUGGUGCUUUUAUAAGAUGCUGGAUAAAUGGUUUCAAUGUGCUUUCUGAAAGCUGAUGUGUAAAGCUGUGACACGGAGUGCUCUCUCUAGUAUUGUCUACUUCCCAGAACUUAGCAUUAACUGUGUUACUCUGACUACAAAAGGCUGACAGUGUUGCCCUGUCUCUUGUUCAUCCCACACACAACCAGAAUGGAGUCAUCGUGUGAACAAGCCUAGGCUGGGCCACAGGUGUUUAAAGCAGCGAUUCAGGCCAAGUGCCUUGGCUUGAAAGCAGCUAGGCAUGAGUCUUAUCUGUAUAGUGUGGGAUUGGAAACAUCACAGAGCCCAGCUCAAGGACUUUUUUCUGUCUCCUAUUGUGCGCAUACAUUUGUUCGCAAUAUGACUGUAAGAAAUCUGUUUCUGCAACAAACAUUUUAAUUUGGGCCACACUCCAGUGAGGGACUUUUUUGCUGUUAGGCAAAUUACCAGUUAUUUCAGAUGAGUGUUAUUUAUUUAGGUUGGAACAUGCUUGAAUAAGGCUGUUAUGUGCCCCACAAGUGACUUGGUGUGUGUAGUCUACUGCAAAACAGGAGAACGCAGAAAGAUCCUCAGCCUGUCAGAUGCUCCUGUGGUGGUGUGCUGAAGGCUUUCAAGGGCAGGGCUCUUUCUGGGAGCAGGGAGCAUAAUUGCUAUUAAUAUGAUUUCAUACCCUGGUGCUGAAGUUGAUUUGUAGCAUCUCUUUUGGGAUGAUCAUGGCGGAAUACAUUGCCAGAGAAGAUCUCAGUCUCAAAAAAAAAAAAAAACCACCCCAAAAUUAUUUUUUAUAUUCCUUGCUAGCUAGCAACAUGUGGUAAGGAUUAUGCUAAAGAUAAAUGCUAUGGAUGGAACGUCACAGAGAUAAAAACACAGGGUUCCCUUUCUUCAAGGAGAGAGAACCCCUUUGGUUGGGUCAGUAUGAAAGAUCCCAGGCUUACAAAAAGUGUUAAACAAAUGAAUUGCCUAUGUGGUAAUUUUCCAGGAGUGGAUUAGGGUAUCACAUAUACUAGACACUGUUCUUUUCCUGUGGACAACAGAAAGAUGAAAGCUUAUUUGUAAUACAAGGUUCCCAUUGAUUAAUUGAUAAAACUUACUUUACAUGUAAGCCAAAGGUCAGCAAGAGCGUCUACAGAAUGUAGAUGUAUUUAAGCUAACGCUAAAUGCUCCAGCUCAGGUGUUGUAAGCAGAAUCACUAGAACAAUUUAAUGCUCUGCUUGGUCUGACCUGCUCACAUAGCUAACUCCGGCACUCCAAUUUCCAUAGCAAAUGCAUGGGUUAUCUUUGUAUUACAUACCCACUGGCCUGUGCCCAGUCUACAGAUAACAUAAAACUUACGGUUCCGUUUUUUCAAGCUGUGAGGUUUUGUUUCUGGAGGUCUUCAGUUUGAAACUGGCAAGAAGGUCAGUCACUACAAACAUGAUAGGAAAGUGCCUAAAAACAAAGAUGUUUCGGUAAGGGUAAAGAUGCUUACUGUUAACUGCACAGCAACUUGUUUACUGUAUGUGGUACUCUCUUGCCAUACACAUUCCUAAAUACUGCCUUUCAUUUGUGAUGAUCAUUUAUUGUUAUUAUAGCACAGCCUGACAAGGUUUCCGUCUCUGCAAAUUCAUUGUCUAAUUUUAACUAGCAUAUGUUUGUUGCAGAAAAUAUAAAAUGAUAUUCUUUGUUCAGUUUAGAGGGCAGCUAUGUUAUUUCUUAUAGUUUAUGAUAAUGCAACAAUCUGCUUAGAUGAUUUACAAAGUAUGUAAGUAUCACUUGACUUCAAAAUGCUUCAUUUGAGAUUUCAGAAUGCCUCCUGUUCACUACAAGACAAUGUUACCAGCUCUUGUCAUUUUAAUCUUGUAAUAUUGGGGAGGGGGUUUUAAACCUUACAAAUCUUAUUACUUAAAAAAAAAAAAAAAAAAGACAACAA
Molecule: messenger RNA, 8396 nt
Organism: Harpia harpyja (harpy eagle)
Lineage: Eukaryota; Metazoa; Chordata; Aves; Accipitriformes; Accipitridae
Gene: PAG1
Product: phosphoprotein membrane anchor with glycosphingolipid microdomains 1
Exons: 8
Coding region: 601-1881 (426 amino acids)
Biological process (GO): intracellular signal transduction; negative regulation of T cell activation
Cellular component (GO): plasma membrane; membrane raft
Source: RefSeq, a predicted model, not a curated record